GCCUUUCCCCACCCUUUGACUGCAGCCUCAGUCCUUGUCCUUGAAGACCUGCCCACCAUGUUUUAUGGAACUAACCUCAUCAUGUCUCCACCUGCCAAGGGCAAGCUGAAGCGGCAGGGCCAGCUGUUGUCCAGCGUACUGUCCCGGACCCUGAGCUACAAGCACCGGGACGCGGACCCCACCUUCUCCAGCCGGGGUGCCAGCGAUGACCCCUCCGAGCUCUCCACCCAGCUCUCUGCCCCUGGGGUCCUGAAGGUGUUUGGGGACAGUGUCUGCACAGGUACCCACUACAAGAGUGUCCUGGCAACCGACACAUCCAGUGCCCAGGAGCUGGUGAAGGAGGCUCUGGAGCGGUAUGCCCUGGACCCUGCGCACGCUGGCCAGUAUGUGCUGUGCGACGUUGUGGGCAAGGCUGGGGAUGCUGGGCAGCAGUGGCAGGCCCAGUGCUUUCGAGUGUUUGGGGAUAAUGAGAAGCCUCUCUUGAUCCGAGCAUUUUGGAAGCCCCGAGAAGGCUUAUCCCGGAGGUUUGAGCUGAGAAAGAGAUCAGACGUGGAAGCGCUGGCAGCCAAGGAUGUGGACACCACGACGGCAGGGAUAAACGCCCAAGCUCGGAGGCUGCAGCGGAGCCGCGCCAAGGGAACCUCAGCCCUGGCCCCAGGGGGUGCCCAGAGUUCCCCUCCGCCCCGGCUACGCCGCACAGUCAGCGAGACCAGCCUGAGCCCAGCCACCACGCUGCUUGAUACCGCCCAGGGCCCCGAGGAGCCAGACCAGGACACCAUGCGCUUAUCUCUGUACCAGUCCCCGCACCUGCUUCUCUUGCAGGGCUAUAGCCAGCAGCAUGACAGCCUGGUGUACAUGCUCAACCGGGACCGGCACACGGUGGGCCAGCGGACCCCCGCCAGCAAGCCCAGCAUCAGCCUCUCGGCCCCUGACAUCCUGCCCCUGCACUGCACCAUCCGCCGGCUCCAGCUCUCGGGCGGCCAGGCCGGGGACAGGCUGGUCCUGGAGCCCAUCCCCGGGGCGCCUGUCUCGGUCAACUUCUCCGAGGUGGGGCCGAGGACCGUGGUGCUGCACCACGGGGACCUGCUCUCCCUGGGCCUCUACUAUCUGCUGCUGUUCAAGGACCCGGCGCAGGCCCAGCCCCUGCCCGCCCAGGCCCUGGCCCGCCUGCAGGCCGUGCCACAGAGCUGUCGCAUGUGCGGCACUGCGAUCGGCGCCCGGGGCACCGCCUACUCUGCGCCGGCCACCCUGUCCCGGCGACGGCAGCUGCUCCUGGAGUUUGAGCCGGACCUGGAAGACACGCUGCUGCAGAGGAUCAUGACACUGAUAGAGCCAGGGGGCGACGACCACAAGCUAACCCCUGCCUUCCUCCUCUGCCUCUGCAUCCAGCACUCAGCCACCCACUUCGAGCCUGGCACGUUUGGGCAGCUGCUGCUCAAGAUAGCCAGGAGGAUCCGCGAGAUGGUCUGGGAGAAAACCAAAGAGCUAGCAGAGAAGCAGGCACAACUCCAGGAGCCCAUCGCAGCCAGCUUUACCGUGGCUGACCUAGUUCCAGACCUGCAGCACAUUCUUUUCUGGAUGUCUAACUCCAUCGAGCUCCUGUACUUUAUCCAGCAGAAAUGCCCACUGUACAUGCAGAGCAUGGAGGAGCAGCUGGACAUCACAGGCUCCAAGGAGUCGCUGUUCUCCUGCACGCUGACGGCCAGCGAGGAGGCGAUGGCGGUGCUGGAGGAGGUGGUGCUGUACGCCUUCCAGCAGUGCGUCUACUAUGUCUCCAAGUCCCUGUACGUCUGCCUCCCGGCCCUUCUGGAAUGUCCUCCGUUCCCGACGGAGCGCAGGGAGAGCUGGAGCUCGGCCCCCGAGCUGCCUGAGGAGCUGCGCCGUGUCGUGUCUGUGUACCAGGUGGCCCUGGACCUCCUGCGGCAGCUCCAGGUGCACCCUGAGGUGGCCUCGCAGAUGCUGUCCUACCUCUUCUUCUUCUCUGGCACUUUGCUCCUUAACCAGCUCCUCGACAGGGGCCCCUCCUUGAGUUGCUUCCACUGGCCCAGAGGCGUCCAGGCCUGCGCCCGCCUGCAGCAGCUCCUGGAGUGGAUAAGAAGCACCGGCUUCGGGGAGGCUGGAGAGCACUUCUUCCGAAAGCUCUCCUGCACCCUCAACCUGCUGGCCACGCCCAGGGCCCAGCUCGUCCAGAUGAGCUGGGCAGCCCUGCGGGCCUCCUUCCCCGCCCUGAGCCCGGCACAGCUGCACCGGCUGCUGACUCAGUACCAGCUGGCCUCGACCAUGGGCCCCACCAGUGCCUGGGAGCCGGGGGCCCGGGACAGCCCUGCCGCUUUCAAGUCAGAGGAUGUCCUGGAGUCCUACGAAAACCCCCCGCCCAUCGUUUUGCCGAGUGAGGGCUUCCAGGUGGAUUUGGAAGCAGACUGCCCGGACGACAGCGUCUACCAGCACCUGCUCUACAUCCGCCACUUCCUGUGGAGCCUACGAAGCAAAGCCAGCCCUGGCGGUGGGCCUGCCCAGCCAGAGGGCCCCGAGGGCACGAACCACAGCGUCCCAGAGGCACUCCUGGACGCCCAGAGCUGCCCCUCGGCUUCCAGGGACCCGAGCAAGGGAGCACGAGAAGCCGCCCUGUCACGCACUCUUCCUUUGGUGGGGGCUCCCUGGGCACCGGGCCCCUCCGCAAGGCAGCCUGGCUGCGGGGGCCGAGGGGGCUCCCAGGCUGGCCCCCUGCACACAGACUCGUCAUGCCUGCUCACCCCUCCCAGCACCCCGCUUGGCCUCGAGCCCAGGGACCCUGACUGGUCAGAGCCCAGUGGCACCUGCGGAAAAGCCCUCCCAGAAGGGCAGAGGAACGGACCGAGCGGCCCCCGGGGUGCGGCUCCAGAAGGAGACUCUGCGGCCCUCAUGAACGAGUCCCCUCCAGCCCCCUCCAGCCGCAGCUCCAGCACUGAGGACUUCUGCUACGUCUUCAUGGUGGAGCUGGAGCGAGGCCCCUCGGGGCUGGGGAUGGGCCUGAUUGAUGGGAUGCACACGCCCCUGGGCACCCCAGGGCUCUACAUCCAGACUCUGCUUCCGGGCAGCCCCGCCGCGGCCGACGGGCGGCUGUCCCUGGGAGACCGCAUCCUGGAGGUCAACGGCAGCCGCCUGACGGGUGUCAGCUACCUGAGGGCUGUGGAUCUGAUCCGACACGGGGGGAAGAAGAUGCGGUUCCUGGUUGCCAAGUCUGACGUGGAAACAGCCAAGAAGCUCCGUUUCCGCACACCCCUGCCCUAGGCACGACCCCACACACCUGCCGCCCGGUUCUGCCAGGUGACGCUGGCAUCAUCAAGCCAUUUGUGUUUUUUAAUUGGCUGAGUUGAGCUCCCAUGUGGUGGCAUCACCUUCAGGACACGUCCUGUUGAUAAUGUACAUCUUAGUGUAUAUUUUAUUUAUAUGACAGACAACACUAAGUUGCGAGGUUUGUUACAGAGCUUUUAUGUUUAAAGACUUUAAUGGAGAUGUCUAGAUUCAAUAAA
This is a messenger RNA of Propithecus coquereli (Coquerel's sifaka), 3512 nucleotides long. It is a transcript of the gene RADIL, whose product is annotated as Ras association and DIL domains. Gene Ontology annotation, biological process: substrate adhesion-dependent cell spreading; signal transduction; neural crest cell migration. NCBI's taxonomy places the organism in Eukaryota, Metazoa, Chordata, Mammalia, Primates, Indriidae. Gene Ontology annotation, molecular function: GTPase binding. Gene Ontology annotation, cellular component: microtubule. The record is from RefSeq and is a predicted model, not a curated record. The coding region runs from base 58 to 3270 and encodes 1070 amino acids. The transcript is spliced from 14 exons.